Messenger RNA from Seminavis robusta, 7671 nucleotides. The record is from the annotation of a GenBank genome assembly. Lineage: Eukaryota; Bacillariophyta; Bacillariophyceae; Naviculales; Naviculaceae.
AUGGUAUCAUUUUUGGGCGAUCUUUCAGAUUUGGUGUCUACGGUGACAAGUGUUGCCAAGGAGAUUUCGAAAGAAGUGGUCAGUGAUGUUCGCGUCGCCGUGAAGACAGCAACGGCUGAAGGAAAAGAAAACAUCCCCAGCAAGCGGAGAGUCCAGGAAAAAGUGGAAGCGACGAAAUCCAGCAACAAUGACAUCACUACAGGUACUACCCCUUCUACCACUAUCAAAGAGGAGGAAAAGGAUCCUCCUCCCAUUCCAUCAUCUCUGGAUUUACACUACGUGACAGACCGUCUGUGGGUCAUGCCGCAACCGACCGUGGAUGCCUGGACUGCCAAGUGCUAUUUCGACAAGCACAAGCACGAGUCGGCUGAACACGAGGACACUGCCGACAAUAAACUCCCUUUUGAACCGACCGUAGUACCCCAUCGCAACGAUGUCGUAGUCUUGGCAGAAUGUUUGGAACAACAGCAGGAUUACACUGUAUUUAAUGUCACGGACGUGCCCGCCGAAGAUACCAUUGUACGAGCCUUACAAGGAAGAAUUGUCCAUUGUCCUUGGCAGAGUCCCAGUUCACCCCGGAGUGAAACACCCAGUUUGAGCGCCUUGCUGGAAAUUAUCUAUACACUCCAUGCCUACUUGACACUUCGUCCCAACAAUCAUACGGCCAUUAUCUAUUGUGACAAUGGCAAGACACGCAGUGCACUCGUGGUAGCCGCCUACUUGACAUUUACCCGACACUCUCGCACGUGUCGAGACGGUUUCUGCCACUUUGUACAACACACCGGCAUGGCAGCAACAGCAGACGACGCCCUGGAACUAUGGAAUGCCUGUCCACCGUCCUUGCACACAUUUGCACGCAAUUUUGAUCAAACGGUAAUCCAAUGGGGAGAGUAUCGAAAUCCCAAACCAUUGCUACUAAGAGCGAUUGCACUCCAGGGGAUCCCCGUCGAAGACAAACCCUGUUUGGAUAUCUGGGAUGGACAUCAACGGCAUGUCUACAGCAGUCAUCCAGAAUUGUGGACCGAUCUGGUGGACACCAGUGGUGGCGCCUACAUGGUCGAAUCCUUACCGCUGGCAUCGCCGCCUCCACCGUCACCGAGCGUGUUGCGACCGUCGCCGCUCCUGGAAGAAGCACAACGGACACCCCUACCGGAGGGGGACGAUGAUGAUGACGACAAUCAUCUCGUAUCUUUUCACAAUAACAGCAACAACACGACACCCAAGAAUCGGCAUCAUCACGCCUCCAAACAACAACCACCAAUAUCGCCACAAUCACAGUGGGCCGACGAAGAAGGAUUUUAUCGCGUCAAUGUCGUAUUGGAAGGGGACUUUUGUUUGCUCUGUCGAUUUGGUGGGGUCCAUGCGGGAUCGGACAAGGACAGCACCAAAAUACUAUUUCGAUAUGCCAACACCACCGUGGGAAUGGGAGCCGGAGGACCCUACGAGUUGCCACCCUCCCAAGUCGAUCUGAUGCGACGAUACGCGCAUUGCUUUGACCCGGACGACUUUUUAUGCACACUGCUGGUAGAAGCGCAUUGGAAUGUCAGCGAGGUGUUUUGGCAAGAAAAAUUAAAUCGACCGUGUCAGGGGUUGCCACCCAUUUUGCAGCCGGAUGAUAUUCGAUCCGUUCAACGAGGAUGGCAUCUCUUUCAACAACAUUCCGUACUGCAACCCAAUGAAGGAGACGUACGACUAUUGCUGCAAGAACAUGCCUCCUUGUCGACUGAUAUGGUGAAGCUGUGUUUGCAACAUGCCAAUCUGGACGUGUCGGUGGCCCGCGCAUCGUUACGAUCCGUUGUCCAGGGGGGUGAUGAUUCCAUCAUGACAAAGUUGUGGAACAUUUUACAGCCACCGCCGCCGCCAGCUCCAAUGCUCCCACUUCAACAACAAUCCGCCCAACCGGAUGACGGCGACUUGUUCUUGGAAGAGACGCUGAAUAUUUUGGAUGUUUUGGAUUCCAUCACUUUUGACGAUGACGACGACGGCCAAGAUUUCUCCCACAUUCCCAACUUUGACGAAUUUCUUCCCAGGAGGAACAAGGCGGACGGUGGUGCCAAGAAGAAAACAGCAGAGAGCAAAGCGUCUCCGGAUUCUCCACCUCUCAUCAGCAGAGCCACAGGAUCCCAUCUUCAACAGCAGCAGCAGCAACAAGAGCCAGAACCUCCUUUGUUGUUUGCAUCGCCGUUUAUCCACAACAUGCCCCGACAAGGAGAGAUUCUGAGUGCGUUUGGCGACUAUUACAAAGAUAUUCACGGAGAAGCGCUGGCAGAUUUUGAACCAUACGAUGCGACGCGACCACUCGUGAUGGGAGAGUCGCUUCCGCAAUUGCCCUAUGUGCAACUUCCGGACCACGACAACCAACAAUUGUAUUCGCCAAUGGAUGACCCUGCCAAUGCCGCUGCGGUCGAGCUGCUGCUGCAGAUGGACCACCCGGGAAUAUCACUCAAGGAUCUUACGAAUCUUUUGGAAGAGUCGAAAGAUUGGAACAAGCCACAUCCUUUGCCACUCUUGGAAGAAGAAAAGAAGUCUGGAGAUGAAGAAGGUGUCCUCGUGGCCAUAGGCAAGGGCCUUACCCGCAAGAGCUCGGACGAGAAAGCCGGCCCGUCGGGACAGGCGCCACCAUUGAAGGACCAUCCACAAUUCUCCAAGUAUUUCAAGAGACUCAGGGCCGGAACGUCGCUAGAAGAGGUCAAGGAGAUGAUGAAGAAAGAUGGAAAAGACUCGACAAUUGCCGAUCUGGACCCAGAGAAAAGUCUGUCGUCGCAGCGACCCAACAUGGCUGAUCAGGAAGCCGUCAUCAAGACAACACCCAAUGCCGUCGAAAAUGCACAAAAGGCGUUACAGGAAGCUCUGCUGCGGAAAAAGCAGGGCCCCAGGGUUAGCGUCAUCAUCCCAAAGAAGGGAGAAGGGGAGGACGAGGACCCCGACGAGGCCCUCGAUCCUCAGGCCAAGCUGAUGGCUGCUCUAGCCAAAAGCAAGGCGUCCGCCGAUGAUGACAAGGAGGAAGACAGACCCCUGCGUACAGAUCCAGUUUAUGCAAAGUAUUUCAAGAUGCUCAAAAUGGGCAUGUCGAAGGAGCAGAUACAGCACGCCAUGACACGCGACGAGAAAGAUCCCACAAUCAUUGAAUUGGACCCAGAACGUAGUCUCCUGGCGCAACGGCCUCCACCCAAGAAAGAGGCCGUCGCUGAUCCACCUCUCAAAGAUGAUCCGGAAUAUCAAAAGUACUUCAAAAUGCUUCUCAAGCUGGGCAUGCCCAAGGAGCAGGUUGCCCAUGCGGUGCAAAGAGAUGGAAAAGACCCAGCCGUUCUAGAUUUGGACCCAGAGAAAAGCUUGAAGUCUCAACAACCAUCUGGUGCUGACGAUGGCCCUCCCCUCAAAGAAGACGAAGAAUACAAGAAAUACUUUCGUAUGCUCAAUAUGGGCAUGGCCAAAGAGCAAGUUGGCCAUGCCUUGCAAAGAGAUGGAAAAGAUCCUAAGAUUCUUGACUUGGACCCCGAAAAGAGUUUGAAGUCCCAACAAGGUGACACAGGCCCAGCAUUGAAAGACGACCCAGAAUAUACAAAGUACUUCAAGAUGUUGAAUAUGGGCCUUCCAAAGGAUGCAGUCAAGAAUGCCCUAGAAAGAGAUGGCAAGGAUCCUUCAAUCAUGGAUCUUGAUCCAAAUAAGAGCGUCAAAUCUCAGUUGGGAGGUGGGGAUGAUGGUCCACCACUCAAGGAAGACCCUGAGUACGUCAAGUACUUCAAGAUGCUGAAUAUGGGCCUUCCAAAGGACGCUGUCAAGAAUGCCCUAGAAAGAGAUGGCAAGGAUCCUUCAAUCAUGGAUCUUGAUCCAAAUAAGAGCGUCAAAUCUCAGUUGGGAGGUGGGGAUGACGGUCCACCACUCAAGGAAGACCCUGAGCAUAUCAAGUACUUCAAGAUGUUGAACAUGGGUCUCCCAAAGGACGCUGUCAAGAAUGCUCUUGCUCGAGAUGGAAAAGAUCCAGCUGUCAUGGAUCUAGACCCUGAGAAGAGUGUGAAGUUCCAGUUAGGAGGAGGUUGCCAAGAAGAGGAAGACACGGGUACUCCUCUCAAGGAUGAUCCAGAGUAUUCCAAGUACUUCAAGAUGUUGAACAUGGGCCUGCCAAAGGAUGCAGUAAAAAAUUCUCUUUCUCGUGAUGGAAAAGAUCCCGCAGUGAUGGACUUGGAUCCGAACAAGUCGGUAGGGUUCCAAAUGAAAAAGAAGAAAUCGGGUGGGGGUAGUGCUUCGCGACGUACACCAAGCAAGAAGAAGAAAAAGGUUCGCCGAAAGAAGAUCUACUGGACCCCCAUCAAUGAGGAUCAAAUCAAUAAGGACUCUAUUUGGAAUCUCGUGAAAGGGUCCGUUGCGAUGGAUAAGUUGCAGUAUGACGUGAAGGAGUUUGAAGACUUGUUCACAGAGUCAGCCGAUCCAGCUGAUCGGAAGAAGAAUAAGCGGAAGAAGACUGACUCGAGCAAACAAAAGAAGAGUGUGCAAGUUAUUGAUGGCAAGAGGUCAAUGAAUGGUGGCAUCAUUUUGGCGCGAAUGAAAGUGGAGUACAGCAUCAUCGCCAAAUCGGUCGAUGAGAUGCAACAUAAGAAGUUUGACGCCACCCAAAUGAAAGCUCUGAAAGAGUUUCUCCCAACUGUGGACGAACGCCAGGGGCUGAAAAUGUAUAUGAAGAAGGGAGAGACCGACCCAGCCGCCAAGGCUCAGCUGUACAAAGAUUUGAGUGAGUGCGAGAAAUACAUGUACACGAUGAUCGAUGUACCCAAGGCGCCCGAAAAGUUUGAUUGUAUGUUGUUUCGAAGCCAGUUCAAGGUGCGCUUUGAAGAUCUUCUGGAUGCAAUCACCACAGUGGAUACGGCAUGCGACGAAACGAGGAACUCCGAUCGGCUCCGACAAAUGAUGGCAAUGAUUCUGACGUUAGUGAAUCAGAUCAACACUGGUGGGGAGAGCUCCGGGGCGGCAGGAUUCGGACUCGAUGCUCUCUUGAAGCUCAACGAGGCCAAAGCGUUUGACAAGAAGACCAGCGUCCUUAUGUAUCUCGCCAAGUUGGUGCGGAAGAAUGACGAAAGUCUUCUGGGUUUCCAAGAGGACCUAGCUACUGUUCGACAUGCAGAGAACAUUAUCCUCGAUUCGCUGGCAUCUGACAUCAAAACGAUCAAAGCCGACUUGGAGGCAGUGCACGCGACUGCGGCUGAGGAGGCAGAGAGGCUUGAGAAAGCUGGCGAAUUGAAGCCCUUCUCAUUGAGUGAUUUGAAGGAGCUCAAGACCUCGGUCUACACCAUUGAAGGGGUUUCACACUUCAACAAGGUUGAUCAUCACACGGGGCGAACACCGAUGGAAAGAUUUGCGCUCAACUCGCAGGACGCUCUUGGGCAGGCUAGUAAGAAGAUCGAGAUCCUCAAGAAGAAGUACCAAAGCUUGUUGCUUUACUUCGGAGAGGACGAAAAGAAGGCCAGCAACGAGUUCUUUGGCGUGAUGAGGCGCUUCAUAGAAGAGUUUGAAAAGGCUUGCGAUCAAGUCGAGAAGACGGAGGCGGCUAGAAUCAAAGAGGAGAAGCGGAGCGCAAAGCGUGCAGAGCAAGAACGGCGCAGGUCGUCUAUCAAGGCUGGUCAAGCUGGAGGGUUGCCCAGCAAAGAAGCCAUGGCAAAUUUGGCAAAGAUGGCGGCGGAAAAGACUGGAGGCAAGGGCAAGGGAUCGGACAAAAAAGGAACGAAGACAUCGGGCAUUGGUGGUAUUGCGGCUAUGGCCGCAAUGGCCGCAAGUAAGAAGACUGAUUCAAAACCAGCAUCUGGAGGGGGCAUAGCAGCGAUGGCAGCAAUGGCGGCCAAAAAGAAGGCACCAGAUGGGACAGCCAAAGCUCCUGGGGGACUUGCAGCCAUGGCUGCAAUGUCAGCAAAAAAGAAAACGGACAAACCCUCUGGUGGUCUUGCUGCUAUGGCUGCAAUGUCAGCAAAGAAGAAAACAGGCUCUGCAACCAAACCUUCUGGGGGUCUUUCUGCGAUGGCAGCAAUGUCAGCCAAGAAGAAAACAGACUCGACAACCAAACCAGCCGGUGGUCUUGCUGCGAUGGCAGCAAUGUCAGCAAAGAAGAAACCCGAGGCCACUAGAUCUGGUGGACUGGCAGCAAUGGCUGCAAUGUCAUCAAAGAAAAAGACAGACUCGACAACCAAACCGGCAGGUGGCUUGGCAGGAAUGGCUGCAAUGUCAGCCAAGAACAAGAAAGACUCGACAACCAAACCCUCGGGUGGCUUGGCAGCUAUGGCUGCAAUGUCAGCAAAGAAGAAACCAGAAGCCUCUAGAUCUGGGGGGCUAGCUGCGAUGGCAGCGCAAAAGAAAAAUGAGCCUACACCUGCCGGUGGCUUGGCAGCAUUGGCAGCCAAGAAGAAAAGUACCACAACUCCUCCCGGAGGUCUUGCUGCGAUGGCAGCAAAGAGCCAACCCCAAAGACAGAAAAGUGGCGGGUUGGCAUCCUUGGCGGCAAAAAACCAACCUCAGCGACAGCAGAGUGGUGGUCUGGCGUCGUUGGCAGCAAAGAGCCAACCUCAGCGACAGCAGAGUGGUGGUCUGGCAUCAUUGGCCACAAAGACGCAAUCCCAACGACAGCCGAGUGGCGGCCUCGCGGCGACGCCCACGAAGAGCUCACCCGCACGACAAAAGAGUCUUGGAGCCCCUUCAUUGGGUGCAAAGAGCUCUCCCUCACGACAGAAAAGCGACGUCGGGUCUCCCACUUCUGGACUGUCGGGUGGACGCAUCGCAACUAUGGCCGCUCAAUCGAAAACGAAAGAGCCAGUGCCUAGUCAAAAGACGUUACGAGCUAUGAAACAGCUGGAAACCUCUUACAAUCCAGAUGCAACUAGUUUUGUACAGGAGAACCAAGGCAAACCACAGCCAACAACACCCAGUAGAGUGCGUUCUGGGGGGCUGGCACCAAUGGCUGCUGCCAAGGGAACCGCUGGAGCGUCAAGUACCGGAUCCACCAAAGCCAAUCCUGCCGUUCGUUCACGAUCCGGCGGACUUGCAGCAAUGGCCGCCACGAAAACAGCUUCGGCUAAGAGCACUCCCCCAGCAAGGGGACUGGCCGCGAUGGCUGCGUCUUCUAAAUCUUCAAACAAGGGCGCGCAAUCUAAAGCAACCGGUCCUACUACAAGCUCUGGGGGACUGGCUGUAAUGGCAGCGGCGGCCAAAAGCCAGAAGAGUGGCACGGCCGCUGCUUCCCAAUCGGAUUCCCAUCGCGGCAAACGAAAGGUGUACGACGAACAGGGCGGACUGUACGGUGACAAGACGACCACGACUUCACCAAGUUUCGCGGCUGCUCCUAACGCGACGUUGUUUCAGCUGGGGAGCGGUGGCAGCCAUGGUCGGCAUCACCACCAUAAGGAACACGUGAGACAGACGCCUGCCAGGAAUCGGACAGGAGGAGCCAUUCGAGUCCCUCCUCGGAAAGCCAACGAGAAACCUGUAGGUCGGCAACCCAUUUCGAGAAGCCGCAGCAAUGUGGAGCGUAUGGCUGCUGCCACGAGCUUUCCACCCGCUCCCACGGGCCAACCAGUUGUCUUUGGCAACAGCAAGGGUACGGGGACACAGGGAGGUAGUCCGACCUCUGCGAAUCCUUUCGCCCCCGCUGCAGCCAAAAAGAAGCCAAACAAAAGACCGCCUUUCAGAUAG